AUGCCUGGACCGGGUCAAGACUUUUUUCACCUCAACAACAGCAAGUCCUGCACCUUUGAUUUUGAAGAUUAUAUUAAAACCGAGCUAGGGCUGGGCGCUACAAACGAAUCAGACACGAUUUGCCAAGAGUUUUUAAAGGGAACGUGUACGAAGGGCGCAAAAUGCGAAUUCAAACAUACCACUAAUUAUAGGGAAAAGGCGGUAGUCUGUAAACAUUGGUUACGGGGACUUUGUAAGAAAGGUGAUCAAUGUGAGUUCUUACAUGAAUUCAAUAUGAGAAAGAUGCCCGAGUGUUGGUUUUACUCGAGGUACGGGGAAUGUAGUAACGAGGACUGUAUGUAUCUGCAUAUUGAUCCUGAAAGCAAAAUCAAAGAAUGCGCAUGGUACGCGAGAGGGUUUUGUAAACAUGGACCUCAUUGUCGACACAAGCAUGUUAGAAAAGUUGUUUGCCAGUUGUAUUUAAGCGGGUUUUGUCCCAAGGGAUUGGAGUGUACCAACGGACAUCCAAAAUAUGAAUUGCCAACUGCACAACGAGAUCAUGACGGUCAAGAUGAUGAUUCGCAUCAUAGACAUCACGGAGAGAAUGAUGAGGCAAGAGCAUAUCUCGAUUGA
Molecule: messenger RNA, 612 nt
Organism: Acaulospora morrowiae
Lineage: Eukaryota; Fungi; Glomeromycota; Glomeromycetes; Diversisporales; Acaulosporaceae
Source: the annotation of a GenBank genome assembly